AUGAUGCAGGAGCACAAAUCCUUCCUCAUAAGGGAUCUCCUGGGGGAUGUUCUUUCCGAGAGGGUGCACGAAGAUUCCGAAGACGAUUCAGCCGUACAUUCGGACUCCGAGGACACGAUCGACCCUGGAAGCAGUCCUUGCACCCGAUUGGAAAGUCCUCCGCCAGCACUGUCACCGUCGCCAGCACCAGCCACUUCCGGCAAGACUUGCGGCACCACAACCAGCGGCCCUCCCAGCGGAAGAAAACCAAGGAGAAGGCGAACAGCCUUCACCCACGCUCAACUGGCUUACCUGGAACGAAAGUUCCGUUGUCAAAAGUAUCUGAGCGUGGCGGAUCGGAGCGACGUGGCCGACGCGCUGUCGCUUUCGGAGACGCAGGUGAAAACCUGGUACCAAAACAGAAGAACGAAAUGGAAGCGUCAGAACCAGCUACGACUUGAACAGCUCCGACAUCAAGCAACAGUGGAAAAGGAACUGCUGGUACGAGGCGUGGGACUUCACCAUGGUAGCAUAGACGCAUAUUGUCCACCGUACAACGCUCAAACUCAGACCCAGAGCCAUCCACCUCCACCGCCUCCGCCGCCGGCACCUUCCACAGCUUCGACGGCAGCGUUCCUCUCCACGGCAGCAGCCCUCUUUCGAAACGUCACCUACGUCCACGGCUGUCCCCUCUAACCCGGCCUAACGCCGCGGUUCCAGGAUCGUUUCUGCCUUCUGGCCGCC
Messenger RNA from Habropoda laboriosa, 723 nucleotides. RefSeq names its product barH-like 2 homeobox protein. The record is from RefSeq and is a predicted model, not a curated record. Gene Ontology annotation, molecular function: DNA-binding transcription factor activity, RNA polymerase II-specific; RNA polymerase II cis-regulatory region sequence-specific DNA binding. The coding region runs from base 1 to 675 and encodes 224 amino acids. Lineage: Eukaryota; Metazoa; Arthropoda; Insecta; Hymenoptera; Apidae. The transcript has 3 exons. Gene Ontology annotation, biological process: regulation of transcription by RNA polymerase II; cell differentiation. Gene Ontology annotation, cellular component: nucleus.